AUGUCCGCAGAAGGUAUAUCUCAAAUAAUAACGUCUUUAGAUAUUAUUUACAAUCCAGCUUCGACGAAUGCUCAGAGACAAGAAGCACAGGGAUUUUUGGAGACGAUCAAGGCACUACCCGAUUGCCCCUAUUGGGGGUAUCAAUUAGCAUUGAUAGACAACGGUUAUAACAAUAUUGUGAGACAUUUCGCUCUUAAUCUUCUCUUGUCAUCCAUAACAUCUUACUACCAUGAUUGGGAUAGACCUAAAAAGCUUGCAGUACGUAGUUGGAUCGUAGAAUUAGCAACUAAAGUCUCACCUCAAGAUCCUCAUUACUUAAAAUCCAAGAUUGCAUUUUUGUGGGUGGAAAUCGCUAAAAGGUGUUGGGGUGAAUGUCUUCUAAAGCAGAAUCCAAGUUUGGCAGCUGGAUUAGGUAACAUAGAAAAUACCGACCCUUUAGCAGUUCCAGAAAAUAAAGAUGUUUAUCAAUUCACAGAAGAAGAAAAAAUUGACUCUUGGAUGUCUAUGGAUUCCAAUCUAUUAGAAUUAUGGAACCACAGUCAAAUCACAAGAGAGUUAUCUCUCAUAAUUAUGAAAACAUUAUUUGAAGAUAUUUAUUUGUUAGAUGAUCCAAUUGUUUCUAAGCGGAGAACUGUUUUGAUAUCCUUAUGUCCUGAAAUAGUUGUUGCUGAACGUAUCCUGUCUGCAAAGUAUGAGCAGAAUGAUACGGUAAGGUUAUUUGUAUCUCAAUCUGAAGGUUGGUUGUUACAAUGGUGUCAAGUUUUGGAUGAAUGCAUCCAGUUUUUGAUCUUCAACGAUUUAUCAAACAACAAUAGCAAUGUUUUCGUCAACAAUUCUGACAUUAAUACCACCAAAUCUUAUUACCUUGAUACUACAGUCAAAUUACUUGAGAUCCUUAAAAUAUCUCUUUUCUGGAUUAUACCGUUAGCUCUAAAAGAAGUUGACAUCAUUACGAAACUAUUCAAGUUGUUAACAAUUGAUGACAUGAGAAUCAAACUUUUGACAAUUGAGUGUUUUGAUUCUCUCUAUAAUAAACCUUAUUCAAAUCCGGAAGAUAAUGAAUGGUUGGUGAAUUCUGCGUUUAAUAAUACUGCCUAUGAGAUCUUUUUUGAAACUUAUAAAAGUGUUCAAAUCAAUUAUGAAGAUAUUGAUUAUGAUGAUUAUACUUUACAAAAGAAAAUUGUUGAGUUUCUCAUCAUACUUUCAGAUUAUAUAACUAGCAAGGAAUCAAUCAAAACCAGUGAUCGUGAUUUUACGAACUUUUAUAAACUUAUCCUUGAAACAACAAAAAAUGAAUCCCCAUCAGUCAGUGCUAUUUCUUUACAGUUUUGGUGUACCAUGUUAAGAGCAGAUGAAUUGAGUGACCAGCCCGACUUUGAAUCAGUUUUACCAGAAUUACUAGAAAAUUGUGCUAAUAGGUUGAUCAACUAUGUGGAUUCAGACCCUGAAUCGAUUCCUCUACAAUACUUAAAUUACGAUUUCGAUAAUCAAUCUGACCAGCAAUCCUUUGUUAGUGAUUUCAAGAAAAUGAAUGAUGAUAUUGUUAGAAUCAUUGUAUGUAAAAAACCAAAGGAUGCGCUGAUGUGGCUAGCUGAAAGGCUCAAUAACUUUUUCAGCAGUUUACUAGGCAUGGAGAGUUUAAACAACUUGAAUUUGACAUACAAGGGUAAGGGAUCUGAAGCUUAUAUAACUGCAUACUCACAGUUUUCAAUAAUUGAAACUUGUGUAAGAGGUAUUACAAGAUGGCAAAUCUGGUAUAAGGAAGAUGAUGCUCAAGAAAUCAAGGCCUAUUUGACAGAUCAAGUUGAUAACUUGUGUAAACUUUUGAUUAUGUUACAGAUCCAAAACCCAGUAUUAGUUAGAAAGCAGAUUCAGACUUUGGUUCAAUUUACACCUCUAUUAAAGGAUUUGAAUUCCACCAUGUUUAAAGUUUUGGAAAGAGUCAUUGAAACAUGUACUUUUCCGUAUCCGGAAAAUGCGUCUGAUGAAGAAUUGGAAAAUAUCAGAGACUUGAGAGCUUCAAGCGGUACGGAAUUGAAUAGGUUGGCUUAUUUGAUGCCUGAAUCAUUGAAGAACAUCUUCUCCGAGUUAGAAGCUGUGAUUGAUACAAUUUUAAGUCAAAAAGAGUUAAUUUCUCACGAGAUAGUAGCGUUUAAGUCUUUUUUGUUGGUUGUUUCUCAGAGAUCAUCUUUGGAAAACAAAGAAGAAACAUUCAAAAGGAUAGUCGACCCAGAGUUGAUGGCAUGGUCUGAUCCAAAUACAAUGAAAGGUUUGUCUGACCUACACUGGUUUAUGGAGAGAUUAGGUAUUGUAAAAAUAGCUGAAUAUUUCAGAUCAAGAGGUAUAACAGCAAGCACCAAUUUGCUUGAGGCACAGAUGGAUGAAACUGGAAGACAAUUAAAGAAACAGCUAAAAGACCAGUGGUCUUCUGUUUUCCCUAUCAGAGCAACUAGGAUAUUAAUUCAGUAUAGUAUUGAAAAGUUGGAUCAUGAAUCAGAGACUUACAAAAAUUUGCUUAAAUUAUGGCAGCCUAGGGUCGAACCAAUUCUUCCAUAUAUUUUUCAAUUAAUAUAUCAAAUUCAAGCAUAUCACAAUCCGGCAAAUUGGGUUGGAUUGCCUGAUGAGGUUCAAAGUUUUGUGAAAUACACAACCAUGGAACGAUUCUGGCAGCAGGGUAUCUCGAUUCAAUCAAGAGAAUCUUUUGUUGAUGAAAAUGUUAAGGCUAUGCAUACUCUUAGAGAUUUUGCAGACUCGGUUGGCCAUAUAAUCAGAUACACUAGAGAAUAUUCUUAUUUGAUGAUUGGCACUAUAACCGAGUUGGAAGAAACUUUGUAUGUUGAUCCUAAGAAUGCAAGCCUGUUAUGGAAGGCAUUAACAGAAGAAUCAGUAGGUAUUACUCUACACUCGUGGAGGCACAUGAUUAAUCUAGUUGUCAGAAAUGUGAUUAAAAAUUGUCCUAUGGACUAUUUUGACCUUUUCAUGUUGGGAUUCUUACCUCAGGUGUUUAUUAAAUUGGAUGAACUUCUACUUCAACGUUGGAAUCGUGUUUACGAAAAAGGUCUGAGAUUGGAAGGUAACGAAUCAGAUGAACAGUUGAGUGAGGAAAUGCUUGAAGAACAUAUGUUACGUCAACUAACACAGGUUAUUGAUAGAAUGUUGAUAGAUAUAGCGGGACAAAAGGUUAGAACCUCUUUGACUGAUAGACAGAAGGAAACUAGAGAGUUCCUCAUCUAUAACUUUGAAGUCUUGGCUCCAUUUUUGAAAUUACUUUGUGAUAUUAUCUCCUUUAGGGACACCAGAUGUUCAUUCAAUGCUAUUUUAAUUUUAAGACAUAUUUCGCAAGAAUUAGUUGGACUGAAUGAUGAAAGAGUUGAUAAGAUUAUCUUAGAAAAUAUUAUGCCCAUACUUAUCGAUCUAAUUUGUGACAAAUUUUACACUGAUGCACAUUCAGAAGCCGCUUAUACCUUAUCGAUCUUGUACAUUGGUGAGAGGUUCAAGAGUGAUUACCCGCUUCAGCUAUUGAAGAAUAAACUUGGAGUAAAUCAAGAAACCAUGGCGAACUUUGAAAAUGUAUUCAGUGCAUGCCAAAAAUCAAGAGAAAGAAAAAACUGUUUACUCACAUUAUUUAACAAUGCUAGAAAUGAUGGUAAUCCAGAUGCAUAUAUAGAGCAGCGUAAUAAAAUGAUACAAGGUGCUACUAGGGCGAAAAAGAAAAAUACAGUGGAUGGUCUAGAAGGUGGUCUUGGUGGUCUUUUCAAUACAGACGACUAG
This is a messenger RNA of Pichia kudriavzevii, 3771 nucleotides long. RefSeq lists its product as uncharacterized. Bases 1 to 3771 code for a protein of 1256 amino acids. The transcript has a single exon. Gene Ontology annotation, biological process: RNA export from nucleus; protein export from nucleus. Gene Ontology annotation, molecular function: RNA binding; nuclear export signal receptor activity. Gene Ontology annotation, cellular component: RNA nuclear export complex; cytoplasm; nucleus. The record is from RefSeq and is a predicted model, not a curated record. Lineage: Eukaryota; Fungi; Ascomycota; Pichiomycetes; Pichiales; Pichiaceae.